GUUGAUCUUUUGAACGCGUAACACAUAAAUAUUAUUUUAUAGUUUUUGAUCGGUAAAAGCUGUUUAAGUAACCGGUAAAAAAUUCAAGUCUAAACUGUUGUUACAAGUGGAAAUUAUUACAAAACUAUAAAUUUUGAGUUAAAUUUACUGAAAAAAUAACGACGAUUAUUACGAAAUAUUUUUUUUUUCUUCAAUAAUAAAAUAAUUGGUUUUAUUUAGUGAAGCAGAGCAAACGGUCAAAAACAAUGUUUUUCACUUAUUUUGUGUUUUUAAUUUUAUCAAUUAGCAAUGCUAUUGCUAAACCACAGUUAUUCACUUUUAAAGAUGGGAAUGUUGGAGUUAAUUUCUUAGGAUUCAAUGCUCAAGCUGGACUAGGGGGCUUACUGACAGGUAAUACAGCACAUGGUGGUUUAAGUGCUUCAGCGGGUACACCAUUUGGUCAGAGGGCUGCAGCUGGUAUUGGAGGAAGAAAUGGCGACGGUGGAACGUACGGUGGAGCAUUUGCUGCUGCAACAGCUGGAAAUGGUGUCUCAGCAGGAGCAGGUUUAGGUGGUAAUGCUGCUACAGGUGGGGUUUUAGGAGCUGAAGCUAGUGCUGGUGGUGUUACAAAAAAUGUAAUUAAAACCGUAGGAACUGUUCAAGAUACCUCAGAAAUUCAUAAUGAAUAUCCCCCAACAACAGUUUCCGAUCAACCUAAUACAGGUGUUGUACAAAAAAUUAAACCACCUAAAAAAUAUGGAGUCGGUCAUAUUAUUGAAGAGGAAAAUAAUGGUGAUAAUGAUGAUGAUGGUCAAAUUGAUGUUGACACAAGACUUACAAAAACCAAUGAUGAAUCGAUACAAUUACCAAAAGCAAAUACAAAUAUUAAUAUUGAAAAAACGAUAAUUACUUCAAUUAAACCGCAAUUAGCAGCAUCUGCAGUUGUAGUAGACAAAUCGAAAUCAAUUGUGGAUAAUAGUGACUUUCAAACAUCAGAUGUAGUUUUAGUACCACAGUCAAAAGUAUUAACAUACCGUAAAAAACUUAGACCUUUUAGACAACGUUUAAAUGUUCAAAAAUAUUUAGCACCAAUCUCAUAUCAGCAACCAUUAUCAGUUGAGGUUGAAAAAAGAAAUCAACCUGCCGUUGCUCCAAUCGAAUAUUCAAAAACAAAGACAACAAUUCUAGCAACACCCUCUCAAGGAUCACAAACGCAUUCAGUUUCAGCUGAAGGUCAAUUUAAUUCAAAUGGUUUCUUUGACGGAAUAUUCAAUAUUCCGAUAUCAACAUUAAGGGCUCUUAAUGAUUUUCUUAAUCAAGGCUUUGCACAAGGAAGCGUAGGAGUUAGAAAGACAGUGAAUGUACAAACCCAUUAAUAAAUAAUAAUAAAUUUUGAAAUUUUUUUUUAUUCUUUUAUUAAAAAAGAAAUAUUUUUUUGUAUGUGUAUAAACUUUUUGUAUUGAUAGUAA
This is a messenger RNA of Condylostylus longicornis, 1448 nucleotides long. Its product is annotated as PE-PGRS family protein PE_PGRS18. The transcript has 6 exons. The record is from RefSeq and is a predicted model, not a curated record. Bases 246 to 1355 code for a protein of 369 amino acids. Lineage: Eukaryota; Metazoa; Arthropoda; Insecta; Diptera; Dolichopodidae.